This is a messenger RNA of Propithecus coquereli (Coquerel's sifaka), 2874 nucleotides long. RefSeq names its product coiled-coil domain containing 33 (gene CCDC33). The transcript is spliced from 21 exons. Gene Ontology annotation, cellular component: peroxisome. The record is from RefSeq and is a predicted model, not a curated record. Lineage: Eukaryota; Metazoa; Chordata; Mammalia; Primates; Indriidae. The coding region runs from base 1 to 2874 and encodes 957 amino acids.
AUGGCCUUCAGCGGGCCCGAGCCCUGGGCCCCUGCAUCCCUGACGAGCCAGAGGCUGAAGGUGGAGGAGAAGACACUGGAGCUGCAGUUCGAGGUCUUGCGUGUGGGGUUUAACGACGGGGGCAGAUACGCCCUGAAGCUGUCAGCUGAGAACCUUCUGCAGGCAGGCUCUGGGUCUGGGGUGCAGCUGCGGGUGAAUGAUGGGGACCCCCUCCCUGCCUGCUCUGCUGUCACUGGUGUCAUCCAGCAGCAGGAUCCUGGCCAGAGCCUCGCCCUCACCAGGAACAAGUUUAUCUUUACUUUGCCCAAAGGGUUCUGCAAGAACGACGGGCGGCACGACACUCAGCUGCGGGUGGAGGCGCUGAGGCUGGACGGAGCCUCGGCAUGGACGGCCCGGCGGGUGGGCGAGGCCAUCUUCCCCAUCCUUCCACGGCCAGACCAAUCCCGCACGAAGCUCGAGGCUCGAGAGCACGAGGACCUGUACCGCUACUGUGGCAACGCGGCUCUGCUCCAGGCCAGCGCGGAUGCCGCUGCCUGUCACUGCGGGCGCCUGGCCUAUAGCGUGGCUUUCCACGUGCACCGGGCCCCUCGGCCUCCUGCCUCUGACUGCCCUCCCGGGGCUGGCCAGCCAGAACUGAUGUCCCCGGAGGAGCCCCUGGACACCUCCCAGAGUGCAGAGCCCGAGAUCAGCCACCUGCCUCCCCCUAAUAAGGAGAGCAUCACGCUCACUCUCCACGGGGCCACCAACCUACCCCCCUGCAAGGAUGGCUCUGAACCGUGGCCCUAUGUGGUGGUGAAAAGCACAUCGGAGGAAGCAAACAACCAGACCUCCAAGGCAGUCACAUCUGUGACCUCGAAGCCCACCAGAGACCCCAUCUGGGGGGACACCGUGAAAGUGGAGAUCCAAGCGGAGGACGCGGGGCGGGAAGAUGUGGUCAUCAAGGUGGUAGACAGCAGAAAGAAAGAGGAGUUGCUGUCCUACAAAAUCCCCAUCAAAUACCUGCGUGUUUUCCACCCCUACCACUUCGAGCUGGUGACGCCCGCCCAGUCUGGGAAAGUCGACGAAGACACUGACAAGACCCACCUGUACGCCACGGUCGUUCGGAAGUGUAGCUUCAUCCCCCGCUACAUCGGCUGCAACCACACAGCUCUGGAGGUCUUUCUCUGGGGAGUCAACGAGCCCCUCGUCAACAACCCCAGCCCCAUGGUGGUGAUUGCCCGGGUGGUUCCCAACUACAAGGAGUUUAAGGCCAGCCAGGUAAACAGGGACCUGGCCUCCGUGGGGCUGCCCAUCACCCCCGUCUCCUUCCCCAUCCCGUCCGUGAUGAACUUUGACGUGCCUCGGGUCAGCCAGAACGGGUGCCCUCAGCUGUCCAAGCCUGGGGGACCCCCAGAGCAGCCCCUGUGGAAUCAGUCCUUCCUCUUCCAAGGCCGAGAUGGAGCCACCAACUUCUCGGAAGACACAGCCCUGGUGCUGGAGUACUACCCCUCCACUUCAAUGAAAGGCAGCCAGCCGUGGACCCUCACCCAUCCCCUGGGCAUCUCUGUGUUGCCACUGAAGAGUCGUUUGUACCGGAAGAUGCUGACAGGGAAAGGCUUGGACGGGCUACGCGUGGCACGGCUCCCCGUCACGGACACUAACCUGAAAACCGUAAGCGGUGAGGCCCCCACAGUGGAUCUCUCCUUCCACCUGAUCUCCUCCGAGAGGCCAGAAAACUUCUUGACAUCAAACAACAGCAAGGCUUUGCCCACCCUGGACCCAAAGGUCCUGGACGAGAAGCUGGGAACCAUCCGAGAGUCCUGGUCCGAGGCCACGGUCAGCCCCAUAACGGGCUCCAGCACGCCCAGCUCUCAGGGGGCAGAGGAGGAGCCCCCCAUGCCAGAGACGUACCGCGAUGUGGAAAUGAACAACUACCGGCGGGCCAUGCAGAAGAUGGCGGAGGACAUCCUGUCCCUGCGGAAACAGGCCAGCAUGCUGGAGGGGGAGAACCGCAUGCUGAGGAGCCAGCUGGCCCAGCAGGAGCUGGAAGACGGGCAGGGCAAAGCCCACGAGGCCCACAGCCUGGUGUCCCUGAAGCAGAAGCUGCUGCUGAGCGAGGUGAACGUGAAGAACCUGAGGGACAAGGUGCAGCACCUGCAGAACGAGCUGAUUCGGAAGAAUGACCGAGAAAAGGAGCUGCUCCUUCUGCACCAGGCCCAGCAGCCGAAGGCGGCGCUGCUGAAACGGUACCAGGACAAGCUGCUGAAGAUGAGGGCGCUGGAGGAGACCGUGCGGCACCAGGAGAAGGUGAUCGAGAAGAUGGAGCAGGUGCUGCAGGACCGGCUGCGGGAGAGGACCGAGCCGCUGCCUCCCAGCAGGCAACAAGGACAGCCUGAGGAGUCCUUACCCAUGCUCUCAGCCUCUGGCCUUCCCCUGGGUUCUACCAGAGAGAACCUGCCGGGUGACCUUUACUCGGUGCUGCUGGCAGAAAACUCAAGGCUGCGGGCAGAGCUGGACAAGAACCGCCACCAGUCAGCCCCCAUCAUCCUGCAGCAGCAGGCCCUGCCGGAUCUCCUCGGCAAUUCUUCAGACAAGUUUAACCUCCUGGCCAAGCUGGAACUAGCUCAGAGCCGCAUCCUGUCCCUGGAGAACCAGCUAGAGGAGUCAGCUCGACGCUGGGGACGAGAGAAGCAGGACUUGGCCACACGGCUGCAGGAGCAAGAAAAUGGUUUCAGGCACCCCUCAAACUCCAUCACCCUAGCACAGCCAAUUGCCUCCGCCCAAUCCAAGGACCUGAAGCGGCCCCCAAAACUGGAGCCCGUGAUGCCCAGCUUGGACACUAAGCUCAACAAGCCCUCGAGCUCCCAGGAGAUUCCUGACUCUCAGCAGGUCUGA